UCCACGAUUGCUGGUUCUUUGUUUAUCCUCGCGCCUGCUGGUGGGCCUCCUGUGUCAGCGUCUUGUGGUGGACGCCUCAGCGGGCUGCUACAGUUGUCGGUUAGGCUUCUACGCAGUUCUCAUUGCCGUGUUCUGGUUCCCUUCCUCUUCUUCGUUAUCUUUCAUGACUCCUAAUAUUUCUUGUUUUGGCAGCGCGACGGUCGUGGUAGUCUUGCUUGUGGUUUUCUUUCGCAGAGGUGACGUCUCUCGGGUUUCGCUGGUUGUGGUGGUGAUUGGUGGCGGUGGUUGCAGGGUGCAUUUGGGGAUCUGGGUGCUGGUCGGCCGUGUGACUUGUUGCGGGUGUGUUUCUUUGGGUCUUCUGCUCGGCGGCGAUGGCAGGUUCUGGCCGGCAGUUCUUGUGCAUGGAUUUUCCGUUGGUUGGGUUUCGUUUUAUCACUGUGUUUCUCUUCGCUGCAGGUUGUUGUUACGGCGGGCUUCUUCGUUCUGCUGUGGUUCCGGUGGUCCUCUGCAGAGGUGGUUGCUGCUCCUGUGGGGUUCUUGUGCGGAGUUUUGGCAGGUUCACCUGAAGAUGCCCAGGCAGUGUUUGAAGACGACGACGUUGCGCAGGAAGUAUCGUGGAUUCAGGUUCACCUGAAGAUGCCCAGGCAGUGUUUGAAGACAACGACGUUGCGCAGAGGGAUGAUUUUUUGGGAGUCAUAUUAUGUUUUCUUUUUGAGUCAUAAACUGUACUCGAAUGGUUUCUUACUGUUUCAGAUAUAUAUGCGUGUCUUCUCAGAUGAAUAUUCUGUUCGUUCUAUGAUAGUUUGGGGAUUUUUCAAGUUCA
Brachypodium distachyon (stiff brome) is the source of this 823-nucleotide messenger RNA. RefSeq lists its product as uncharacterized. The record is from RefSeq and is a predicted model, not a curated record. The transcript is spliced from 3 exons. Bases 164 to 634 code for a protein of 156 amino acids. Lineage: Eukaryota; Viridiplantae; Streptophyta; Magnoliopsida; Poales; Poaceae.